This is a messenger RNA of Alligator sinensis (Chinese alligator), 2995 nucleotides long. RefSeq names its product PLAG1 like zinc finger 1 (gene PLAGL1). Gene Ontology annotation, molecular function: DNA-binding transcription factor activity; histone deacetylase binding; RNA polymerase II cis-regulatory region sequence-specific DNA binding. The transcript is spliced from 9 exons. Gene Ontology annotation, biological process: cell fate commitment; regulation of transcription by RNA polymerase II. Gene Ontology annotation, cellular component: nucleus; cytoplasm. NCBI's taxonomy places the organism in Eukaryota, Metazoa, Chordata, Crocodylia, Alligatoridae. Bases 151 to 2478 code for a protein of 775 amino acids. The record is from RefSeq and is a predicted model, not a curated record.
GCAGAGCCUGAAGACGCCGCCUCGGUCGCGGACCCCGGGGGUCCCGCAGCGCCCCGGACUUGGGCUGAGCCAUUGCUCCCGCGCGCCGGGCUGCAGGGAAGCGCUUCUUCCCCCUGUUCGGCACUGGUGUUCUUUGGCUGCUCUGUAAACAUGUCCACAGACCUUCUAUGGUGUGAGGACUGUGGCAAAAACCUUAUAGGAGAAUGCAAACUCCAUGGACCACUCAUCAGGGUUAAAGACAGGGUUAUUCCUAGCCGUGCCCGCCUUACCCUACCUCACUACCUCACUUUACAAGUGCUGGAGCUGCGAGCUGAGAACCAACAGAUCCUGGGAGUGUUUGCUAAGAAAGUCAUACAGAAGAGAACACAAUUUGGUCCAUAUGUUGGCAAACUGUCUACAAAACUGACCCACUAUGAUGACAGCAGGCUAGUUCUGCAGGUAUUGAAAGAUGGAGGAAAGUACUUUCUGGACACUCCCAAUGAAGACUGUGGAAACUGGAUGAUGUUUGUUCGGUUGGCUCGGAACCAAGAAGAACAGACUCUCGUAGCCUACCAGCACCGUGGAGAAGUCUACUUCACAACCAUUAAGCCAAUUGAACCCCAUACAGAAUUAAAAGUGUGGUAUGCAGCAGAUUAUGCCAAAUUUAUGGAAGCUUCUGCAGUUGUCAUUAAAGAAGAAUCUGAUAUCUAUACUUUACCACCAGUUUCAACAAUAAGAGAUUCUGCAGACCCUUGGAUAUGCUCCAGUUGUAGUCACGUUUUUGGGACUUUUGCUCUGUUGGAAUCUCACCAGUGCAUCAAUAAAGACCGAGCCCUUACUCCCAGCUUCAGACCACCAAAUAAGUUGGGACCUGUAAAAACCAAGAGCAAGCCCAAAGAGAAACUGAGAGGAACUGCCUUGGGCAAAAGCACUGUCCAGUGCUACGGGGCCAUUUCCUGUUCCCCUGGUGCAAAGCUUAGCUGCACCAGCUCAGGAAGUAUUUGCAAUCCCAUUGCAAGGUUUGUGCCGAAAUGGAGAAGUGGCCAGUCUUCACUGAUGAAGGGAAGAGAAAUGAAGCAGCCAGACAGUUUCCACUGCCAACUCUGUGGAAAGAGAUUUGAUUCAGUUGAAAAGCUCACAAUCCACACUUACAACCACACAGGGGAGCGUCCCUACAAGUGUACACAUCAAGGAUGCACAAAAGCUUUCCUUUCCAAAUAUAAACUAAUAAGGCACUCAGCCACCCACUCUCCACAGAAAUCUCACCAAUGUGGUUACUGUGAAAAGACCUUUCACAGAAAAGACCAUUUGAAAAAUCACCUUCAGACUCAUGACCCCAACAAAAUGGCCUUCAGGUGUGAAGAGUGUGGAAAGAAAUACAAUACUAAGCUGGGUUACAAGCGACACCAGGCUCUUCAUGCAGCCACCAAUGGGGAUCUUACCUGCAGGGUGUGCUCCCAAGACUUUGGAGGAACUGAACUAUUGUUGGAACAUCUCAAAACUCAUGCAGGGAAGCCAGCCAGCAGCACCAAGGAAAAGAAACAUAAGUGCGAUCACUGUGAGCGCCGUUUCUACACUCGUAAAGAUGUGCGGCGUCACAUGGUUGUUCACACAGGCUGCAAGGACUUCUUGUGCCAGUUUUGUGCUCAGAGGUUUGGGCGCAAGGACCAUUUGACUCGCCACACCAAGAAGACCCAUCCACAAGAGCUGCUGAAGAGCAGGUUGCAGAAUGGUGACUUGCUGGGUCUCUUUGACCCUCUUUCCCCAUUCAGACUAAAGGAAGAAGACAGUGAACUCCCCUCUUUUCCUGAUAGGGUUUCAACACAACAUGGGAUUCUGAGCAGUUCAGAAGCAGGCUACAGUAGUCCACAUACUCACUGUCAACAAGCCCUACAAAGUACACAUUCCCUUGAAUGUCCUCCUCACAUGCCAAGAAUGGGCUGUGUAGAUGCCCUGUCAGCUGUUCAUUCCACACCCUCUCCACCGUCUGUUCCUACCAGCCAGAACUUUCAUCAGCCCAAUAAAUAUGAACCAAGUUCUACCUCAUUCACAUCAGUACCCCUCAAGAAUCUACCCAGCAAAGUGGAUGUUAAAAAUUAUAGUGUGAACCUGCUUGAAGAUCUCCCUUUACCAGAACCUCAUUCACCUCACAAAAUCAAUUUAGAGACUUCCUCAGGGCCCCUCGGUGAUGUUGGCAAGUACACACUGCCCAAGGAGACUGAGACAACCAUUGAAACAAUGAACAUGUCCUCCAUGGAUCUCACUCAUAUACUGGGUUUCUGGCAACUCCCUCCAAGUGAUAACCAGAAUACUAGUGGGGACCUUACAGUGGCAUUUGGUCAGGAGGAACCACCACAUAGGUGCUGCCUUGGACAACUACAAGGUCCUCAGAUAGCUACAGAUGGUGCAGCUCUCAAUCAGCUUCCUCAUGUCCUUCGCUCUUUUCCAUCCAGCACAAAUUCUGUGACAUUGCCUCAUUUUCACCAUGCAUUCAAAUAACUACCAGCUAUUAUUAAGACUCCUUUUUUUGCCUUAACUUUUUAGGGAGAGAAAAAAAUCUUUUAAAAAUCCAUUAAAAACAAUUUGGGAAUAAUCCUGACAGAAGCUUAUUUUGCGUGAUACUUACUCAUUUUAUAGUGUAUGACAAUAGCAAGAAUGGCAUGUUUUUCCUCUCCAUACCCUAUGUUUUUACAUUUAAACCAAAUAGCUGAAUAAGUGAUCUUCAAUGGAAAAACAACUAGUUUCAUGAUAAGCACAAGAAAUUCUGGCUGCUGUGAUGGGAUGGAUAAUUUAACCUUAAUGAGUCAUGAAGAUGUUGCACAGAUAACUUCAGAAUUGGGAGACAUGUUAAAUUCUACAUCAGAACAUGUAUAAUUUUGGAGGGUCAAGCUUCUUCCAUGUCUUAAGCUGUGCAAUGCUUGGAAUGCAGAUGGAACAGCUUCCUAGGAUCUUCAGGAGUGAUGUUAUAGAAGUAAAGCCAUACCAAGUCCUUGGUGACCUGCCACUUUACUUUCUG